AACUUGUAAGAAGAAGAAAAAAAGGAAAAAAGAAAAAAUCUUACGCCCUAAUCUGUGUCCGAUUUUAUCAAUCACAGACUCAAAGGUGUGCAGUUAUUAUUAUUAUUAUCUACAUAUUUUUGCAAAGCUGCUUCAUCUGUAUUAUUACGCAGAUCAGAUUCAGGUCCUUAUCACCAAGAUCCAACAACUUCUCAACCACAACGAGUUGCUAUUUCCUUCGAUUCACGAACCCAGAAAAUUAAAGAAUUAAAAAAGAUAUCGAGUAUCAAAAACGGCAUCUGGAAAACAUGUCUCAAUACCAUGGUGAUGAAAUGGAGUAUGCGGCAGACGAUAAUGAAAUGGCAGAGGUAGAAGAGGAUAUGUAUUUCCGUGGCAGAGCAUUUGGUGAAUCAGAUUCAGAUGAUGACGACGACUACGAAUAUGACCCUUUGGAAAACCGAAUAUCAGAUACCACUGCUGCUGAAGCUAGGAGGGGGAAGGAUAUCCAAGGUAUACCUUGGGAUAGGUUGAGCAUUAGUCGUGAGAAAUAUAGACAAACUAGACUAGACCAGUACAAGAAUUAUGAAAACAUACCACAAUCAGGGGAAAUGUCAGAGAAGGAAUGCAAAGCAACAGAUAAAGGGGGGAAAUAUUAUGAUUUCUGGCAAAACACUAGAUCUGUGAAGUCAACAAUACUUCAUUUCCAAUUGAGGAAUUUGGUUUGGUCAACAUCAAAACAUGAUGUAUAUCUUGUUUCAAAUUACUCCAUUGUUCACUGGUCUUCAUUAACUUCCAAGAGAUCUGAAGUCUUGAAUGUAUCAGGGCAUGUAGCUCCAUGUGAGAAACAUCCUGGAAGCCUCUUGGAAGGUUUUACUCAGACACAAAUUAGUACACUGGCUGUACGAGAUAACUUGUUGAUUGCUGGAGGGUUUCAAGGAGAACUUAUUUGCAAGUACUUAGACAGGCCAGGGGUUAGUUUUUGUACCCGAACUACGUAUGAGGACAAUGCAAUCACAAAUGCUGUGGAGAUUUAUGAGCACCCAAGUGGAGCUGUUCAUUUCAUGGCUUCAAACAAUGACUCUGGAGUUAGAGACUUUGAUAUGGAGAGAUUUCAGCUUUCGAAGCAUUUCUGCUUUCCUUGGCCAGUAAAUCAUACUUCAUUGAGCCCUGAUGGGAAACUAGUUGUUAUUGUUGGAGACUACCCAGAAGGGUUACUGGUGGAUUCUCAAACAGGAAAGACUAUCACACCUUUUCGUGGACACUUGGAUUUCUCAUUUGCAUCUGCAUGGCAUCCUGAUGGCCACAUAUUUGCUACUGGGAACCAAGACAAAACAUGUCGUGUUUGGGAUGUUCGGAACUUGUCAAAAUCCGUUGCUGUUCUUAAAGGCAAUCUUGGAGCUAUACGCUCAAUACGUUUCACAUCUGAUGGACAGUUCAUGGCGAUGGCCGAGCCAGCUGACUUUGUGCAUGUGUAUGACGCAAAGCAUGGAUUUGAGAAGGAGCAAGAGAUUGAUUUUUUUGGGGAGAUCUCUGGUGUAUCCUUUAGCCCUGAUACAGAAUCACUCUUUAUUGGUGUUUGGGACCGCACCUAUGGAAGCCUUCUACAGCUCAAUCGACGCAGAAAUUACAUGUAUCUUGACUGCUUGUAAAUUUGUAACCUUACACCUUGUAAGUACCAACAGCUUAUGUUGUGUUGUCUAGUGUUUAGGAAUUGUACCAUCAUAGAAAAACCGGUGGAUUGCCUCAUCAUACAUUGUAGAGCAUGGCUUGAGGAUGCUACAGUUGUUUGAUGUACACCUUCAUGCUAAAUAACAUUGACUGCCAAUGUCUGUUUUAAUCUUUCCGAAGGUAAUAAUGUGAAGGAUGUUUGUACAGAGGUCUAUAAUGCAAUGCUUUACCCUCAUCUUUUACUGCA
Glycine soja is the source of this 1894-nucleotide messenger RNA. RefSeq lists its product as uncharacterized. Gene Ontology annotation, molecular function: protein binding. The transcript is spliced from 10 exons. NCBI's taxonomy places the organism in Eukaryota, Viridiplantae, Streptophyta, Magnoliopsida, Fabales, Fabaceae. Bases 288 to 1628 code for a protein of 446 amino acids. The record is from RefSeq and is a predicted model, not a curated record.